AAUUAGUAAUUAAUAAUUAAUCAUGGCUUUUUACGUACCAAAUCCCUUGUCGAUGAUUUUUCUGUCGGCUUUCGUCCUUUGUUUGAUUUCUUUGAGCGAAGAAGCAAAGAACAACAAUGGUGGAAUAACAGUUGAUCUAAUCCAUCGUGAUUCCCCAUUAUCGCCUUUUUACGAACCCUCCAACACACAGUUCCAGCGUCGAAUGAACUCGUUUCAUCGUUCUAUUGCACGUUCCGUUCGUUUGGGACAUUUCACAAACACUUCAUCUGCAAAACUGUCGGCUGCUGCAGAGGCUCCGGUCAGUCCCAAUUCCGGCGAAUAUUUAAUGAAAAUCCUCAUCGGAACACCGCCCGUCGAAGUGGUGGCUAUUGCCGAUACAGGCAGUGAUUUGACAUGGAUACAGUGCUCACCGUGUACGAAUUGCUACAAACAAAAACCCCCACUCUUCGAUCCAACGAAAUCAAAAACUUACCAGAAUAUUUCCUGUGGAUCCAAACAGUGCCAAUUGUUAAGCCCGGCGGUUUCACAAUGCGAUGAUGAUCGAAAAAACUGCAAUUACUUCGCUACGUACGGAGGGGGUUCGUACAGCGAAGGGGACAUAGGAGCGGAAACCUUCACCUUCGAUUCAAAUGUCGAAUUCUCUAAGGUCGUGUUUGGCUGCGGCCACGAUAACUACGGGAGUUUUCUCGAAGCCGCCUCCGGACUCGUCGGCAUCGGCGGCGGCGCGUCGUCGAUACUCAGACAGCUGGAAAAAUCGAUUGGCGGCGCUAAAUUCUCGUACUGCUUAACAUCUCCCGAUUCCAAUGUUUCUAGCAGGAUCACUUUCGGCGGUAGUGCUGUGGUCGAAGGUUCUAAGGUCGUAUCCACGCCAUUAAAAACGGCACCGGGAGAAACCUUCUACUACGUGACGUUGGAGGGUUUCAGCGUUGGGAAUAAGAGGUUGGUACACAUUAACGAUUCCAUUCCCGAGUCCGAUUCCGAAUCGGAAUCGACGAACAUCGCAAUCGACUCAGGCACAACACUGACGAUUCUCCCGAGUUCGAUUUACGACGAGUUGGAAUCGGCGGUGGCGGAAGCUGUUAAGGGUAAGCGUGUGGACGAUCCGAGAGGAGUGAAUGGAUUGUGCUACGAGUCACCGGGAAAUGGAGGAUUCAAUUCGCCACCGAUAACCGCGCAUUUCGAAGGGGCGGAUGUGGUGUUGCCGCCGGGGAGCACCUUCGUUGAGGCGGCGGAGGGGGUGGUUUGCUUAACUCUGGUUUCCGGCGGAAAUUUGUCUCUUCCGAUUUUUGGGAAUAUACAUCAAAGGAAUUAUCUAAUUGGUUUUGAUCUCCAGAAUCAAAAGGUGAAUUUCUUGCCAACUGAUUGCAGCAAACCUCGAAUUUAGGGUUCAUAUAUAAUUUUUGUCAUUGUAAUUUCAAAUUAAAUCCAGCCAAGCACAAAUCGAACUCGAUUAACUUGAUUUUUUCGUACAUUGUUUACUCAUAGUUUAUCUAACAAAAACUUAAUUUAUUAUGCUUACAAACCGAACUUUUAACGAACGAUCUCGAAUCCAGUAGCUUGGUUUAAUUAGCCCCAUAGUACAAAUAUUGAGCUUUUUUUUGAGCUACAAAUAUACAUACAGAAACUAUACACAAAGCAGAGAGAGCCAAAAAAAAA
Molecule: messenger RNA, 1656 nt
Organism: Erythranthe guttata (spotted monkey flower)
Lineage: Eukaryota; Viridiplantae; Streptophyta; Magnoliopsida; Lamiales; Phrymaceae
Product: aspartic proteinase CDR1
Biological process (GO): proteolysis
Cellular component (GO): extracellular region
Molecular function (GO): aspartic-type endopeptidase activity
Source: RefSeq, a predicted model, not a curated record